AUGAGUGAUGUUAAUCUUCUUUGCCAGCAUAUGCAUGCUCCUACUGUUGCACACUGGGAACAGCUGAAACGUGUGCUCCGGUAUGUCAAGGGGACUCUGACCAUGGGUUUACGCUUACGCCGCUCUGCUUCUACUGAGUUGCAUGCUUUCUCAGACUCUGACUGGGCCGGCUGUCCUGAGGAGAGGAAAUCUACGAGUGGAUAUGCAAUCUUUCUUGGCACGAAUCUUAUAUCCUGGGUAUGCAAGAAACAACGGACUGUUGCCAGAUCUUCUACAGAGGCCGAAUACAAAGCUCUUGCGGACGUAUGUGCUGAAGUGAUAUAG
Ipomoea triloba (trilobed morning glory) is the source of this 324-nucleotide messenger RNA. RefSeq lists its product as uncharacterized. The record is from RefSeq and is a predicted model, not a curated record. Lineage: Eukaryota; Viridiplantae; Streptophyta; Magnoliopsida; Solanales; Convolvulaceae. The coding region runs from base 1 to 324 and encodes 107 amino acids. The transcript has 2 exons.